GGAUCCAGCCCCGCAACUGAGGGAGGUGCCCUUGACCAGAAUCCAACCCGGGCCCUUCAGUCCCCCAGGCGGUGCUCUAACCACUGGGCAACCGGCCAGGGCAGCCCCCAGAGAGUUUCAGGUGAUCUGGGAACAUGAAACUAGGAACUAUCAAUAGAGCAAGCAUGCUAAUAUUGAAUAAGGCAGCAGGAGUUUUUUCUAAACCAGCAAAAAGGAAAAUUUAUGAGUAUUUAAGAAGUUCCAAUUUUCAUCCUGGGAAAGUAUUUCUGCACAAAGUCGUGUUGGGAAUUGAGACCAGUUGUGACGAUACGGCAGCUGCUGUGGUGGAUGAAGCUGGGAAUGUUUUGGGAGAAGCGAUACAUUCCCAGACUGAAGUUCACUUAAAAACCGGCGGGAUCAUUCCGCCAGUAGCUCAGCAGCUUCACAGAGAAAACAUCCAGCGGAUAGUGCAAGAAGCCCUCUCUGCCAGUCGAGUCCCUCCGAGCGAACUCUCCGCCGUGGCCACCACCACCAUGCCCGGCCUGGCCCUGAGCCUGGGCGUGGGCCUGUCCUUCAGCCUGCAGCUGGUGGGCCAGCUGAGGAAGCCCUUCAUUCCCAUCCACCACAUGGAAGCUCACGCGCUCACCAUCAGGCUGACAAACGAAGUGGAGUUUCCCUUUCUCGUUCUCUUGAUUUCUGGAGGCCACUGUCUGUUGGCCUUGGUCAGAGGCGUCGCGGAUUUCCUGCUUCUCGGGAAGUCUCUGGACAUAGCGCCGGGAGACAUGCUUGACAAGGUAACUCACAUUAAUCUCUACCUUAUUUUUUGUCAAGUUUCCUUCACUGGACUUCAACACGCUGUCGAUAAGAUAAUAACACAAAAAGAAAAAGAGGAAGGCGUGGAGCAGGGCAGGGUCCUGCCUUCUGCUGGCGAAUCGCGGCCCGCCGUGCAGCACACCACCGCCUGCCACCUCGCCAGCGCACCGCACCGCGCCCUGUUGUUCUGCCAGCAGCGAAGCCUGCUGCCACCGAGCAACGCCGCCCUGGUUGUGUCUGGAGGAGUUGCCAGCAACUUCUACCCGAAAAUCCGAAAAGCUCUGGAACUUGUAACAGACGCCACCCAGUGCGCCCUGCUGUGUCCUCCCCCCCGACUGUGCACGGACAACGGCGUGAUGAUCGCGUGGAACGGGAUUGAGAGACUGCGCACCGGCGUGGGCAUUUUAUACGACACAGAAGGCGUCCGCUACGAACCGAAAUGUCCUCUGGGGGUGGAUAUAUCCAAAGAAGUUGGAGAAGCCGCCAUAAAAGUUCCACAAUUAAAAAUGAAGAUCUGAGCCCGGCCGGCGUGGUUCAGUGGUUGGGGUCGACCUAGGAGCCAGGAGGUCCUGGUUCAAUUCCCGGUCAGGGCACAGGCCCGGAUUGCAGGCUCGAUGCUCAGUAGGGGGCGUGCAGGAGGCAACCAAUGAUUGACGUUUCUCUCUCUCUCUCCCUUCCUCUCUGAAAUCAAUAAA
Myotis lucifugus (little brown bat) is the source of this 1487-nucleotide messenger RNA. RefSeq names its product O-sialoglycoprotein endopeptidase like 1 (gene OSGEPL1). The record is from RefSeq and is a predicted model, not a curated record. Gene Ontology annotation, biological process: tRNA threonylcarbamoyladenosine modification. Lineage: Eukaryota; Metazoa; Chordata; Mammalia; Chiroptera; Vespertilionidae. Gene Ontology annotation, cellular component: mitochondrion.